Molecule: messenger RNA, 2976 nt
Organism: Oxyura jamaicensis (ruddy duck)
Lineage: Eukaryota; Metazoa; Chordata; Aves; Anseriformes; Anatidae
Gene: ERCC8
Product: ERCC excision repair 8, CSA ubiquitin ligase complex subunit
Exons: 10
Coding region: 286-1272 (328 amino acids)
Biological process (GO): transcription-coupled nucleotide-excision repair; proteasome-mediated ubiquitin-dependent protein catabolic process; protein polyubiquitination
Cellular component (GO): Cul4A-RING E3 ubiquitin ligase complex; nucleotide-excision repair complex
Molecular function (GO): protein binding
Source: RefSeq, a predicted model, not a curated record
GUAGUUUUCCAGGGGCUGCUGUUGCCUAGGGACUGUCUGUUCAUUGGGCGGUUUGUGGUGAGCAAUUGCUUUUGUGCUGCUCGUUUUUUGUUGUUAGUUCUUUUUGUUCAGUUGUUUCUUUCGAGUUACUAGUCUCUUAUCUCAACCCACGAGUUUUCUCAUUUUGCCCUUCCAAUUCUCUCUCCCAUUCCACUUGGGGAGAAUGAGUAACUGAGCAAGCAGUUCUGGUGGUGCUUAGCUACCAGGGUUAACCCACAACAGUAUGGUGCUUCUGAACCUUGGAGCAUGGUAUGGGGCCCUGAAGCUGAAUCCAUGUGGAUGCAGCUCAGAUAUGAGUGGCCUAGCAGGAACCAUCCUGAUGUACAUAGAUUCAGUGUGGAGACAGUCCAGUGGUAUCCUCAUGAUACUGGCAUGUUUACAUCCAGCUCAUUUGAUAAAACCUUGAAAAUUUGGGAUACUAAUACUUUACAACCUGCAGAUGUAUUUCACUUUGAGGGAACAGUCUAUAGCCAUCAUAUGUCUCCAGUUGCUACAAAGCACUGUUUAGUAGCAGUUGGUACCAAAAGCCCCAAAGUACAGCUCUGUGACUUGAAGUCUGGAUCCUGUUCUCACAUUCUGCAGGGUCACAGGCAAGAAGUACUGGCAGUGUCUUGGUCCCCACGUCAUGAAUAUAUUUUGGCAACAGCAAGUGCUGACAGUAAAGUAAAAUUAUGGGAUGUGAGGAGAGCAUCUGGAUGUCUAACUACGCUUGAUCAGCACAAUGGAGAAAAGACCAAAGCAUCUUCUGAGGCAGCAAAUACAGCUCACAAUGGGAGAGUUAAUGGUUUAUGCUAUAUGAGUGAUGGGCUUCAUCUGUUGACCAUUGGUACGGAUGAUCGGAUGAGACUCUGGAACAGCUCCACUGGAGAAAAUACAUUAGUGAACUAUGGCAAAGUCCGCAAUGAAAGUAGAAAAGGACUCAAAUUCGCCAUUUCUUGUGGCUGUAGUCCGGAGUUUGCCUUUGUACCAUGUGGUAGUACUAUUUCUGUUUAUACAGUUUUCUCAGGAGAACUGAUAACUAUGCUGAGAGGACAUUAUAAUACUGUUGACUGCUGUGUAUUUCAACCUAACUUUCAGGAACUCUAUAGUGGUGGCAAAGACUGCAAUAUCCUCGCGUGGAUACCAGCUCUUCGAGAGCCGGUUCCUGAUGAUGUUUCUGACAAGUGUCUGCCUCAGCAGCAUUUAAAUCCAGCAUAUGAAGAUGCAUGGAGCAGCAGUGAUGAUGAAGGCUGAAUUUCAAUUACAUGGUGAUAUAAAAUUGACAUUCAAGCACUGCAUUCAAGGACUUUAUCUACAGAAGUGGAUGUUGUCAGAUUUAUUGUGACCAGAUUCCAUGUAAUGCUCUGUUAAAAGCAAGGUCUUUCAGAAAUAAGUUUCCACUUUUCUCUUUGGUUUUGUUUGUUUGUUUGUUUGUUUAUUCACUGUUACUGUCACAUCUAAAGGAUUACUUUUUCAGAUUUACUGAUAUUUAUACUGACCCUUUUGUAUUUGUGUAUUUUGUUCCAUGUUGAACAACUGAUGAAGAAAAAAAUAAAAAGCCCUUGGGACCAGUUAAUAUUGCAUUGUUUCUGGUAUCAUUAAUACAUAGCGAGAUAAUCCCUUUCUUUCAGAGAGAGAUGAUACAAAGUACUUUGCCUUAAGGAGGACUAGGUCAGGGUUACUUUAAGUUUAUUUUUGCAAUGUCUAGAUGGAGUGGAAUGGGUCUGUUUUCAAGUACCUGUGCUUUUGUGGUGUUCUUUUGCAUUUAAUUAAUUUUCAGUUAUAUUCAGCUCUAUUCAGUUCAGAAAGAGAGGUAUAGCUGGCAUUGUCUGUUCAAAAUUUUUUGUGUGGUGAUCCCAUCAGCUAGUAUCUUAAUCUGUCCCAUAAAGUUAAGAACAGAGAUUAAUUUUAUUAAAGUUUUUAUUGCUCAUGCUAAGAGGUUUUCAAGAUCAGGUGUCUACGUAUGCCUUGCUCACAUCACUUGCCAGUAUGAAGAAUUCCUGGACAGAAACAGGCUUGAGGUAUAGUAUAAGGCGAAGAAUGGAUCAUAGGCCAAGACAUAUUGAAUGUAGUCCUUCAAAACUGCUUUCAUCUGAAUUACUGGUCCAAAGACCUUCUCUGUUUUGGAAAGGAGGAGUUUUUUAGAUUCAUUGUCUAAUCUCAGUCACUAGUUUGUACCUCAGACGUAGCCUAAUCACCAGUCUGAGACCUCAGCUGGAGAUUCCCAUCAGAUUUCCAUACAGUUCUUCCAGGAAAAAAAUGCCUUUCAAAACAGAUGUGAUGCUAGGAGCAAAAGUUCAGGCAGAAGGAAAAAAAUACUGUAUAAAUAAAUGAAAGAAAAUUAGUUAAUCUUUGUAUAAUGUGCAUUGUUAGGCCGAUUAUUAUGCAUCCUGGAAUUAACUCACUGUGCUUUUGUAUUUUAAUAUCUAUACAAGAUAAAGACUGUUUCUAUAUCAGUCUAUAAGUGGAAUAAUACAAAGCGAAGAGUCGGCAUAUCAAGGGAAUGUUAUGAUUAAGCAAGUUUCAUACAUAGUACAAAUUUGCUGAGGCAGACCUAAAAUUUAACUUGACCUAUUAGAUUGAUAGUUGGUAGGUGAAAGACUUCCAGAAGUUUCAAAGGAAGUUAGUUUAAGGACCAAUCUAUCAUUUUACAAGACUAGAGAAGAGAAUUUUCUACUUUUUUUUUUUUUUUGAUGAUAGUUUUCAUUACCAACGGUGUCUGUUCCAUCUAAAAGUGGAAAACCUGGGGAACAAAUUUGAAGCAAGAUUACAUAUUUUUAUUUUAUUUUAUUUUUAAUAUUAUUAAGGGUGACUUUUUUUGCAUGUGAUAAUUGUUCAUUUCAAUUUUGUAUAUUUCAACUGCAAUGCAUGUGUUUGGUAUUUGAUUUUCUAAAAUGUUGCUCAGUUAGUCGUAGCAAAGCUCCUUAUCAAAGAAUAAAUUAAUUAUUUUUUCAAUCA